AUGAUAAUAAAAAUUUGGAAAGAUAUAGAGAAGCUUGUGUUAAAUAUUUCACUUAAUUUUUUUAUAGAAGAGCUUUAGAAUAUUAAUAAUCGUCGUCUCCUUUUUGCUUAUCAAACUUUAUUCGAUUCUCAAGAUUUAAAAUAUAUUCAUUUACAAUUAUUCAACUCUCAAUAUCUUGCUAAAACUUCUUAAUUUACUAUGGUAAGAAUCAUGGAGGCUAAAUCAUAUGUAAUGGAAUAAAUUAAUAUCUACCCAUCUUCAUAAGAUACUUUAUUAACGAUUAUUGAAUCAAUUAUAUAUUUAGCAGAACAAGAAGUUAUAAGAUUUCAUGAUCAAAUUACACAAAUAAAUAAAAAAGAUAGGAUAUAUGAAAAUCUAUUAAGGAAAUCAUUGGAUAGACCAAUUGAAGUAACAGAAAUUAAAAGUAAGAGUGUAGAAAGACCAUAUGAUUACAGUUACAAUAGAAUGAUGUAUAAGAAAUUAAAGUAAGAGGCUUUUAAAAUGUUAUCAACUAGUGUUGAUAUAGAAGAUGCUAAUACUUAAGUUGAUAAUUAUAAAUUAAUAAAAUCAACAGAUACAACUAAUGUACCAUUAAGACAAAUGCCUAAAUCAAGUUUGCAUAAUUAUUAUGUAACUUAAAUAUUGAAGCCAGUUGGAAUAAAUGCUUAUAAGCUCUCAAUUAUGGAUAUAUAAAAAAAUAAAGAAAUCUAUUUUGACACAUUUAAAAAUGUAUAACAUUUAUUUAUUUAUUUUUUUAGUAAAAUGAUUGUUUGAAAAUUGUUAAUGAAAUAAAAUCUGAAUAUAAAAUUCAAGAUAAAUCAAUAUAGAUAAAUAAAACUGAAACUAAAAUAUUUGUAAAUUCUCUAAAAAUAUCAACUCCAAAAUUAGGCGAACAUUUGAAAUCAAUAUAAAAAAUAUCACCUAAAAAAUUGAAUUUCUGA
Messenger RNA from Paramecium pentaurelia, 941 nucleotides. Lineage: Eukaryota; Ciliophora; Oligohymenophorea; Peniculida; Parameciidae. The record is from the annotation of a GenBank genome assembly.